Messenger RNA from Nannospalax galili (Upper Galilee mountains blind mole rat), 7487 nucleotides. It is a transcript of the gene Clasp1, whose product is annotated as cytoplasmic linker associated protein 1. The coding region runs from base 527 to 5140 and encodes 1537 amino acids. Gene Ontology annotation, cellular component: spindle microtubule; microtubule organizing center; cytoplasmic microtubule. Lineage: Eukaryota; Metazoa; Chordata; Mammalia; Rodentia; Spalacidae. Gene Ontology annotation, molecular function: kinetochore binding; microtubule binding. The transcript has 43 exons. Gene Ontology annotation, biological process: mitotic spindle assembly. The record is from RefSeq and is a predicted model, not a curated record.
CGGGGCGUUACUAUAGAGAGGAAGCCACCGCUCUGGACUCGGUUUAUAGUCUCUAUGGUCCACCCGGGUCGGUGGCGGUAAGGGGGAAGAAGGGAGACCGCACUGCGCAGGCGCAGUCAGCUUCUCACUUUUUUUUUUUUUUUUUUUUUUUUUAAUCCCCGCACCAAGCGCUUAACCUCAUUGGGGUGGAGAAGGCGGCGGCUGUCCGGUCCGCAUCCGCAACAGUAGUGAAUAAUAGAGCUAAUGGACUGCUGAAUUAUGAAGUAUUCCAGACCCAGUCGUAGACCAUCACUCCACCACUCUCUCCUUUAUCUCCUACUAGUUAUUUAAAUUGGACUUUUAAUAUCCUACCAGCUGCUCCUCAGACACACAUGGUGCAUUGCUGCCAUUCCCCGGAUUGUAUCUUUGAAACACACACUCUUAGUAACCUUCAGCGAACAAAGAGGCAACCUCCCGGUACAGCCACCGGGAGGGGGUCAUCCUGACUGCCCUCUAGCCUUGGCUGGAUCUGGAUUUGAAUCCCACCAUGGAGCCUCGCAUGGAGUCCUGCCUGGCCCAGGUGCUGCAGAAGGAUGUGGGGAAACGACUGCAGGUUGGCCAAGAACUCAUAGACUAUUUCUCAGACAAGCAGAAGUCUGCUGACCUUGAGCAUGACCAGACCAUGUUGGAUAAGCUUGUGGAUGGGCUCGCUACCUCUUGGGUGAACUCCAGCAAUUACAAGGUGGUCCUCCUGGGCAUGGACAUCCUGUCGGCGCUGGUGACCCGGCUGCAGGAUCGUUUCAAGGCGCAAAUUGGCACAGUGCUGCCAAGUCUAAUAGACAGGCUGGGAGAUGCUAAGGACUCCGUGAGAGAGCAAGACCAAACUCUGCUGCUAAAGAUCAUGGAUCAAGCUGCUAAUCCCCAGUAUGUAUGGGACAGAAUACUUGGAGGCUUCAAACACAAGAACUUCCGCACAAGAGAAGGCAUCUGCCUCUGCCUUAUUGCAACACUCAAUGCCUCUGGAGCACAGACUCUAACACUAAGCAAGAUCGUGCCACAUAUAUGUAACUUACUUGGAGAUCCAAACAGCCAGGUUCGAGAUGCAGCAAUAAACAGCCUGGUGGAGAUUUAUAGACAUGUAGGUGAACGUGUGAGGGCAGAUCUCAGUAAGAAAGGACUGCCGCAAUCUCGGUUGAAUGUCAUUUUUACAAAAUUUGAUGAAGUCCAGAAAUCUGGAAACAUGAUACAGUCUGCAAAUGAUAAGAAUUUUGAUGAUGAAGAUUCUGUAGAUGGAAACAGGCCUUCCUCUGCCAGCUCCACGUCGUCCAAGGCUCCACCAAGCUCCCGGAGGAAUGUUGGGAUGGGGACCACCCGUCGGCUUGUGUCGUCCAGUCUUGGAUCCAAGUCCUCGGCUGCAAAAGAAGGUGCUGGUGCUGUGGAUGAAGAGGACUUUAUUAAAGCCUUUGAUGAUGUACCUGUAGUACAGAUUUAUUCCAGCCGAGACCUAGAAGAAUCCAUAAACAAAAUUAGAGAAAUACUGUCUGACGACAAGCAUGACUGGGAACAGAGAGUAAAUGCUCUAAAAAAGAUUAGAUCUUUACUCUUGGCUGGUGCUGCUGAGUACGAUAACUUCUUUCAACACUUGCGCCUUUUGGAUGGAGCUUUUAAACUCUCUGCUAAGGACCUGCGGUCUCAGGUAGUGCGGGAAGCUUGUAUCACGUUGGGGCAUCUAUCAUCAGUUCUGGGGAACAAAUUUGACCAUGGAGCUGAAGCCAUCAUGCCAACUAUCUUUAACUUAAUCCCAAACAGUGCCAAAAUUAUGGCCACUUCUGGUGUAGUAGCUGUUAGACUAAUCAUCCGGCACACGCACAUCCCUCGGCUAAUUCCUGUCAUAACAAGCAACUGUACCUCUAAGUCUGUUGCAGUAAGAAGGCGCUGUUUUGAAUUUUUAGAUUUACUUUUACAAGAAUGGCAGACACAUUCACUGGAAAGACACAUAUCAGUAUUAGCUGAAACAAUAAAGAAAGGAAUACAUGAUGCCGAUUCUGAAGCAAGGAUAGAAGCCAGAAAAUGCUACUGGGGCUUCCACAGUCACUUCAGCAGAGAAGCAGAGCACUUGUACCACACUCUGGAGUCCUCCUAUCAGAAGGCCCUGCAGUCCCACUUGAAGAACUCUGACAGCAUUGUGUCUCUGCCUCAGUCAGACCGCUCCUCUUCCAGCUCUCAGGAGAGUCUCAACCGGCCACUUUCUGCCAAAAGAAGUCCCACUGGCAGUACCACAUCAAGAGCCUCUACAGUUAGUACCAAAUCUGUGUCAACGUCUGGAUCCCUCCAGCGGUCUCGAAGUGACAUCGAUGUGAAUGCAGCAGCCAGUGCCAAAUCCAAAGUCUCAUCAUCAUCAGGCUCUACUGCCUUCAGCUCUGCGGCAGCAUUGCCUCCAGGGUCAUACGCAUCUUUAGAUGGUACUACCACUAAAGCGGAGGGUCGGAUCCGCACGAGACGGCAAAGCUCUGGGAGUGCCACCAAUGUCGUCUCCACACCCUCCGACAGUCGGGGCCGCAGUCGCGCCAAAGUGGUUUCACAGUCUCAGCGAUCCAGAUCUGCUAAUCCUGCUGGUGCUGGCAGCCGGUCAAGUUCCCCAGGGAAGCUGUUGGGAAGUGGCUAUGGUGGACUUGCUGGGGGCUCCUCAAGAGGCCCACCUGUAACACCAUCUUCAGAAAAACGAAGCAAGAUUCCCAGGAGUCAGGGAUGUAGCCGAGAAACGAGUCCAAACCGAAUAGGAUUAGCACGGAGCAGCCGUAUCCCUCGACCCAGCAUGAGUCAGGGGUGCAGCCGCGAUACCAGCCGUGAGAGCAGCCGCGAUACCAGCCCUGCUCGGGGCUUCACUCCACUCGCCUCUCGACGUCAUUCCAGGUCCACUAGUGCUCUCUCCACUGCUGAAUCUGUUGGGCAGUCAGACCGGUUUGGGCUGGGCCAGUCAGGAAGAAUCCCUGGUUCGGUGAAUGCCAUGCGCGUUUUGAGCACAAGCACAGAUCUAGAAGCUGCAGUGGCCGAUGCUCUGCUGUUAGGAGACGCCAGGAGCAAGAAAAAGCCUGUGAGGAGGAGAUACGAGCCAUAUGGCAUGUACUCUGAUGAUGACGCCAACAGCGAUGCCUCCAGCGUUUGCUCCGAGCGCUCGUAUGGCUCCAGGAAUGGCGGUAUUCCCCAUUACCUACGACAGACCGAGGAUGUAGCAGAAGUUCUCAACCACUGUGCUAGUUCCAACUGGUCAGAGAGGAAAGAAGGGCUUCUGGGCCUACAGAACUUACUAAAGAGCCAAAGAACACUGAGUCGAGUAGAAUUGAAGAGGUUGUGUGAGAUUUUCACCCGAAUGUUUGCUGACCCUCACAGCAAGAGAGUUUUCAGUAUGUUUUUGGAGACCCUUGUGGAUUUCAUAAUAAUUCAUAAGGAUGACUUGCAAGACUGGCUCUUCGUUCUUCUCACACAAUUGCUUAAGAAAAUGGGAGCAGACUUACUUGGAUCUGUGCAAGCCAAAGUUCAGAAAGCACUAGAUGUUACCAGGGAUUCCUUCCCAUUUGAUCAACAAUUUAACAUUUUGAUGAGAUUUAUUGUGGAUCAGACUCAAACUCCAAACCUCAAGGUCAAAGUCGCAAUCCUGAAAUAUAUUGAGUCUCUGGCCAGACAGAUGGACCCAACGGAUUUUGUAAACUCUAGCGAGACAAGGCUUGCUGUUUCUAGAAUCAUAACCUGGACAACAGAACCAAAGAGUUCAGACGUGAGAAAGGCAGCACAGAUCGUGCUAAUCUCUCUGUUUGAAUUGAACACUCCUGAAUUUACCAUGUUACUUGGUGCCUUGCCAAAAACAUUCCAGGAUGGUGCCACCAAACUCCUGCAUAACCACCUCAAAAACUCCAGUAACUCCAGUGUGGGAUCUCCAAGCAAUACAAUUGGACGGACACCCUCCCGACACCCCAGCAGUAGGACCAGCCCCCUGACCUCACCCACCAACUGUUCCCAUGGGGGGCUAUCUCCAAGCGUCCUUAACUACGAUACAGAGAACCUGAACUCCGAAGAGAUCUACAGCUCUCUGCGUGGAGUUACAGAAGCCAUUGAAAAGUUUAGUUUCCGAAGCCAGGAGGAUCUGAAUGAGCCAAUUAAGCGAGAUGGCAAGAAGGACUGUGAUAUUGUGUCCCGUGAUGGCGGAGCAGCUUCACCUGCCACAGAUGGCCGGGGAGGUGGAGAGGUGGAAGGAGGCAGGACAGCUCUGGACAAUAAGACCUCCCUGCUCAAUACACAGCCUCCACGCGCCUUCCCAGGACCUCGAGCGCGGGAGUACAACCCAUAUCCCUACUCUGACACCAUCAACACCUAUGACAAGACAGCUCUGAAGGAGGCGGUGUUUGAUGAUGACAUGGAGCAGCUCCGUGAUGUGCCCAUUGACCACUCGGACCUGGUGGCUGACCUGCUGAAAGAGCUGUCCAACCAUAAUGAACGUGUGGAGGAACGGAAAGGCGCCCUGCUGGAACUGCUCAAGAUCACCAGGGAGGACAGCCUGGGCGUGUGGGAGGAACACUUCAAGACCAUCCUGCUGCUGCUGCUGGAGACACUCGGAGACAAAGACCAUUCCAUUCGAGCACUGGCAUUGAGAGUUUUACGGGAAAUUCUGAGAAACCAGCCAGCCAGAUUCAAAAACUAUGCCGAGCUGACGAUCAUGAAGACUCUAGAAGCCCACAAAGACUCCCAUAAGGAGGUAGUGAGAGCUGCGGAGGAGGCUGCAUCCACACUAGCCAGCUCCAUCCACCCUGAGCAAUGCAUCAAAGUGCUGUGCCCAAUCAUCCAGACAGCCGACUACCCCAUCAACCUGGCUGCCAUCAAGAUGCAAACCAAAGUAGUGGAGAGGAUCGCCAAGGAGUCCUUGCUGCAGCUCCUCGCUGACAUCAUCCCAGGCCUGCUUCAGGGUUAUGACAACACUGAGAGCAGUGUACGGAAGGCCAGCGUGUUUUGCUUAGUGGCAAUCUAUUCCGUAAUCGGAGAAGAUCUGAAACCUCACCUCGCACAGCUCACAGGGAGCAAGAUGAAGCUGCUAAAUUUAUAUAUAAAGAGGGCCCAGACCACCAACAGCAACAGCAGCUCUUCCUCCGAUGUGUCCACACACAGCUAGUGGCCACGCCAGUCUGUGCAGACCACACAUGAUCGGUGGUACCUUGGAGGAGCCCCAUCAGCUGCCCAGUCCGUGCAAGGAGGCCGCACAUAAUUUAUUACAAUCAGUAUUUUGGUCCCUUCCAGCUUUUGUGUAGAAUCUUACUGGUAUUGAAUGUAACGGAAGCAAGGCCUGUAGCGCAGUCUCCCUAGAAACAAAAGGAAUUCGAAACGAAGAGCCAUACUUACAUGUGUCUUGCACCGCCUGCUGACAUCAGCAAACCGUGGUGGCCGGCACAACUCGUAGAUGCCAGAGUGCUCUAGCCAGUGCCUGGUACCCAGUAGCAUAUUUUUUUUCAGUUCAUACAGACUUGGGGUGGGCUGGGGUAUCGCUCUAUAUUCUUCAUGCUUACAUUCUUAGAGUGUGGUGAGGUGGGACAAGGACCCUCCUUUAUUCAGUCGACACUGACAAAGGCUGUGCGCCUUUAGGUUGUGUCUUGUGAGACCUUGUGAGAGUGGGACUCAAGUCUGGGCAAGAAAAGGAGAAAAGCCUAGAGCUAGCUUUGUAAUAAACACGUGCGAUUUGCUUCUCUCAUGCAGACAGGAGCCAACUAUCCUGGCUUUGGGGAUACAAUCAGAAAUGCCACCAAAGUUUACAUGAUUACAUUACAUAACUAAAGGGUAGCUGCAGAGCCCCCUUCAGUCAAUGCAUUGGAAACAGACCAAUGCGGCCCUUUAAUUUCAACUUCUUGAAGGUCUCACUGCUUUGAAGAAAGUGAUUAUAGAUUUAGAGUCUAGCUAAAUAAAUUUUGAAUAAAAUUCUUAAAAGACAAUUCUUAAUGCAAUCAUGCAGACUUCCCUAGGCUAGCCUUGAACUUGAGAUGCUCCUGCCUCAGCCUCCCAAGUGUUGGGAUUAUAGGCGUUAGCCUUUAUACCCAGCAAAAGGCUUGUGGAUGUUCAUUUUAGCAAGGCAUAGGGUCUUCAGUUCAGAGCCGACUGACACUGCUAGAACUGAAGGGGCAGGCUGGGGUACCUGAUGUAUGUAUAUACCUCAUCUCUUACCCUUCAGAUGAGGUGGGGGGCAGGGGGGAGAUUAGGCAAAACAGAUACUGUAUUUGGAAAUAGAUGUUGAAAAUGAAGGUCCGGCUGUGUCUUACAUAAGCUGCCCUGCUAUUGCUGUUCAGGGAACUUCAGGGGUGCAUUUUCAGUGCUUUAUUCCUGUUGACUGAUUCUUGCUCAAAACAUCAGGACUUGACCUUGGUUGUUCAUAGCUAAUUUAUGAGAUUUCUUUCUUGCCCUCUACAAGGGUCCCUAAGUCUUUUAGUCACUCCUCUGCUGUAGAACUGUGAGACCUGGCCAGGUAAAUUAGGAAUUCUCUGAUGUCUAAUGCAAUUAGAAAGACCUUUCUCUGGCUUUCAGAUGGUCACCAUGGUCCCCACUGUAGCUGAAUGGUCCCAGAAUAUUGCCUGGUUUCCUCACAGCACUCACAAAGGGCUAGCCUUGAAUGUCACAUGCCCUCCUUCAACCUCCUGAGUAGAGAGAGAUACAAUCAUUUUACAGGUCUCGUGGGCUCAAUCUGAAAACUGCUGCCCACCUCACCGAGGAGACUCGCAUGCUGCGGCCAACUCGUGGAGGGCAGCUGUGCCCACCGCUGCCCUCUGAACCCUGACAGCUGCAGCUGCCUCGCCUUGCUACCACCUCCCUACUGAACUCUGUUCACAACACCCAGACCCUGAAAGACUCUGUUCACAACCCCCAGAAUUGUGUUUGCCUCCCCAUCUACCCAACUAUCCAGGGCCUCAAAACCCCCAUACCUUGUAUCCAGGGGGUUGCUCAUCUGACUUCCUGCUUCCUGGCACGCUGCUGCCUCCCUCCCCGGCUGUGGUCCAACAAGUGCAGCCGGCCCUCAAGGCACGUGGCUCUCUCCAAGUGCACUCUGUGCUUUGCGGAUCUGGUGCCCGCAGAUGGCCUGGGCCUGCCUUAUCUAUGGCUCACCACUAGCUUACCAAUACCCCGUGCAGGUAACAACAGGUUUGUCUCAGAAGUCUUCUCUUUCUUUCCCGCCACCCUAUGGAAACUCAUAUCAUACUUUAAAGGACUGCAGGUAAGAACUGUUAGAACCCCAACCAGGACUCUGUUCAAUGUUUGGAGACGAAACAACAUGCUCUGAAAAUCAGCCACCAAAAUAGUUUUGAUGUCACUGUGUUCACACGCAUGGUCCCUGCACCCCCAGGUUGGGUGGUUUUUAGUUUGUUUCGGGUUUUUUUGGGCUUUUUCAUGUUACAUCCAUAUCUGUAUUUAUAUCUUAUUUGUUUCACUUCCAAGUGUAUCAUGGCAAAUGUACAGAUUUUUUUUUUGUUAAUAAUGUG